UAAAUUCACAAAUGCUUGCUGCCACCACUCCUGUCGAUGCAUGGAACAAGUGCCUUAACACUACUCUCGAGACUGAAGACAAGGAGAUUUACGAUCUUGUUCAACAGGAAAAAUGGCGCCAGUUUUCCUGCCUUGAGCUGAUUGCAUCCGAGAACUUUACAUCCCAAGCUGUGAUGGAGGCCAAUGGCUCUGCCUUGACCAACAAGUACUCUGAAGGUCUUCCAGGUGCCCGCUACUAUGGUGGUAAUGAAUUUGUUGAUCAGAUUGAAAAUAUCUGCCGUGAUCGUGCUCUUUCUGCAUUCAGCUUGGAUCCCAAAAAGUGGGGUGUCAAUGUCCAGCCAUACUCUGGGUCCACUGCCAACUUUUCUGCCUUGACUGCUAUGCUUUCUCCCCAUGACCGCAUUAUGGGACUAGAUCUGCCCUCUGGUGGUCAUCUUACUCACGGCUAUGCUACUGCCAAAAAGAAGGUAUCUUCCUCUGCCAUCUACUUCGAGUCGCUUCCCUACCAGGUUGACAGCGAAACUGGCUACAUUGACUAUGUCAAGCUUGAAAAGAAUGCUGCUCUUUUCCGUCCUCGUUUGAUCAUCUGCGGUGCCAGUGCAUACCCUCAAGAGUUUGACUACAGUACUCUUCGCAAGAUUGCCGAUCAGCAUGGUGCUUAUUUGAUGUGCGAUAUUGCUCACAUCUCUGGUCUUGUUGCCGCCAAGGAGGCUGCCAAUCCCUUUGACUAUUGUGAUAUUGUCACCACUACCACUCAUAAAACUCUUCGCGGUCCUCGUGCCGGUUUGAUCUUCUUCCAACGUGCUCCCAAGGGCGAGAAGAACUCUGAUCUCGAAGAAAAGGUCAACUUUGCUGUUUUCCCUUCCAACCAAGGUGGUCCACAUAACAACACUAUUGCUGGUAUUGCUGUCACCCUCAAGCAGGCAGGAUCAGCCGAGUUUAAACUGUACGCUCAGCAGGUGCGUGCCAAUGCUGUUGCCGUUGCCAACGCUCUUAAGGGAUAUGGCUACAAGCUUGCUACUAAUGGCACAGUCAACCACCUUGUCCUUUGGGAUCUGCGCACUGUGGGUCUCACUGGAUCCAAGAUGGAAAAGAUCUGCGAUCUUGUCAAUAUUACUCUCAACAAGAACGCUGUUCACGGUGAUGUGUCUGCUCUUACACCUGGAGGUGUUCGUAUUGGCACAUCUGCCCUCACAUCUCGCUCUUUGAAGGAGGCAGACUUUGUCACUAUUGCGGCAUUCAUGCAUCGUGCUGUUCAGAUUUCUCUCCGUGUUCAGCUUACCAGUGGAAAGUUCAUCAAGGACUUUGUUGCUGCACUUUCUGCCGAUGAGGAAGUCAAGGCACUCAAGGCCGAUGUUGAGAAAUUUGCCCAUACUUUCCCCAUGCCUGGCUUUGAUCCUAACUCCGUUCCUGAACACUGCCGUCAUUGAUACAUGAUAGAAUCAACCCAUUAUUGGUUUUACUAAUAUAUUAUUUGUUGCUAAAUGGUUGAUUUUAAAAAAAUAAAAUGCGACUUUUACAC
Batrachochytrium dendrobatidis JAM81 is the source of this 1522-nucleotide messenger RNA. RefSeq lists its product as uncharacterized. Gene Ontology annotation, molecular function: pyridoxal phosphate binding; cobalt ion binding; serine binding. Bases 12 to 1430 code for a protein of 472 amino acids. The record is from RefSeq and is a predicted model, not a curated record. The transcript is spliced from 4 exons. Lineage: Eukaryota; Fungi; Chytridiomycota; Chytridiomycetes; Rhizophydiales. Gene Ontology annotation, cellular component: cytoplasm. Gene Ontology annotation, biological process: L-serine catabolic process; tetrahydrofolate interconversion; folic acid metabolic process.